Molecule: messenger RNA, 536 nt
Organism: Dufourea novaeangliae
Lineage: Eukaryota; Metazoa; Arthropoda; Insecta; Hymenoptera; Halictidae
Gene: spt4
Product: transcription elongation factor SPT4
Exons: 4
Coding region: 106-450 (114 amino acids)
Biological process (GO): mRNA processing; chromatin organization; positive regulation of DNA-templated transcription, elongation
Cellular component (GO): nucleus; DSIF complex
Molecular function (GO): RNA polymerase II complex binding; zinc ion binding
Source: RefSeq, a predicted model, not a curated record
UGUUGUGAUUUACAACGAAUCUACAAGCAACUGUAGCGGGACUCCUUUUGAUUUAAAAGUAAAUUAGUUAACAAUUAUAUUAGUGAUAAAAUAUUAGUUAUAUCAAUGGAAACCGUUCCGAAAGACUUACGAGGGUUGAGAGCAUGUUUGGUUUGUUCUUUGAUUAAAACGUUUGAUCAAUUCGAAUUCGACGGUUGCGAUAAUUGCGACGAAUUUUUACGAAUGAAAAAUAACAAAGAUAAUGUCUUUGACUGCACAAGUUCCAAUUUCGAUGGUAUGAUUGCUGCAAUGAGUCCAGAGGAUAGUUGGGUUUCCAAAUGGCAAAGAAUAAAUCGAUUUUGCAAGGGUGUAUACGCGAUAUCGGUGUCAGGGCGAUUACCAGCAGGUGUUAUAAGAGAGAUGAAAAGCAGAGGAAUAGUAUAUAGACCACGCGAUACGAGUCAACGAUAAUUUUGAACUUGUAAAUGUAAGAUCACUACUAUAUUUUACUGUAAUGUUAUAUAAUAGAAUAAUAUUUUUAUUUUAAUCUCGCUUCA